Entelurus aequoreus (snake pipefish) is the source of this 1424-nucleotide messenger RNA. RefSeq names its product multiciliate differentiation and DNA synthesis associated cell cycle protein (gene mcidas). The record is from RefSeq and is a predicted model, not a curated record. Gene Ontology annotation, biological process: negative regulation of DNA replication; negative regulation of cell cycle. The coding region runs from base 1 to 1047 and encodes 348 amino acids. The transcript has 6 exons. Gene Ontology annotation, cellular component: nucleus. NCBI's taxonomy places the organism in Eukaryota, Metazoa, Chordata, Actinopteri, Syngnathiformes, Syngnathidae.
AUGUCUCCUUAUAUGAACGCGCGAGUGAAAGGCGGGCGUGGAGGCGCAGGGAUGAAGACGAACACGUUUGGCGUUUUGGGGACGAGACCCCACGCAGCCAACAAGGUAGGACAAACAUGGCGGCAAAGAAGUGGCGAUUUGAUGCAGGCUAUAGUGCCCAGAAGCAGCAGUCCGGUCACACUUUACGUGGAGCUGCCAUGCGCCAUUGAGCAAGCCUUUCCAACAAUCGCGUGGGACGACAUAGAAGACUGCACCAGGCGAAGGGAGGGCGACUCGCUGGGCUCUCAGGUGAACGAAUCUGAUGGAGAUGAGCAAGACUUUGGCGACUUUGCGCUGGAUUUUAUGGCAGAUUCUCCGGCCACUCUGGAGAGCAGCCUGUGUCCCGCAGAACUGGUCCCCUUUCAGGGCUGCGUCAUACCUCCCCUGUCCCCUCGGCAAGUCUUGUCCCCUGCAGAGGAUAGCCUGCUUCCGGUUUCUCCGGCGGACAUCACCGGCCAGAAUGGAGCACUUUGGACGGGCGUCAGCGGGACGGAAUGUUCUGUGGAAGCUGACAACAAGGGAAGACAAGAGGAAAGUGAGGAGGCGGACUUUCACCUGAGGCAGCUUGCAUGCCGAGCAAAGCUGCUGGCGUCCGUGCUGGAGAAACUAAUGGCCAUCAGAGAGACAGCCAUGCCUAAAGCGGUGAGUCCCUGCAAGCGGCGGCGACUGGAUCAGGGGUGCGAGACCUCGGACUCCGUGGAGGAAAUGCUGAGGGACGUCAGCACACGCUGCAAUGCCGUGCUGCUGCAGGCCUCUGCGGGCGUGGACGGUCCACCGCGGGACUCGAACGCCGUCCCCAUGUUUGGCUCCUUCUCAGGCCUGCAGAUGUCCGUGGGCAGGGAAAGCGGCGCGAGGACGGACGAGUCGGAAGAGAGCGUCUCGUCUUUCCGCACUCGCGUUCGAGAACACGGCACGAUGAGGACGCAGGUGUUCCCCCAUGGUCGAGCCUUCACCUCCAGCACACAGCAAGGAGGCUACCGCUUUCGCUGGGUCCCCAACCACAGCUGAAGGCAAAAUUACACACACUCUUUCGGGGUGUUCCAAUACAAAACCGACAUUGGGGCCUGUGCCGAUAUCAAUCUGAUAUAAUACCAGCGUGAAUCACACAUACUCCUAUUAAAUAUAUAUAGGUAUGAAAAACACUAACCUAUUUAUUAAUAGCCAUCUGGAAUGGACUUAUGCUGUCCUUAAGUUGAAGUGGAGUGGUAAUUGUUGUUCAUGGCCACACCAAGCGGUCACAAUAGUUAAUCACAUUAAGGUCACAAUGCAGUAAGUUGAAUGAUGCGGACACGUUUGUUACUGGAUACUUUCUACUAUGCCUCUGCCUUAGAGACUUUGCAUGUACAAGUAAAAUGCAGCUAUAAUAUAUUAUUUAAUUAUUUUCC